Messenger RNA from Coniophora puteana RWD-64-598 SS2, 541 nucleotides. RefSeq lists its product as uncharacterized. The coding region runs from base 190 to 465 and encodes 91 amino acids. NCBI's taxonomy places the organism in Eukaryota, Fungi, Basidiomycota, Agaricomycetes, Boletales, Coniophoraceae. The transcript has 3 exons. The record is from RefSeq and is a predicted model, not a curated record.
AAACCCACGCAAGCUUCUCUGAUAUAUUUAAACCCCGAGCAGGCUUUCUUCGCCCACCGUCCCCUCAUCCCCCUAUCCAAAUCCAGUUGUGUUUGUUACCUGCCGCAGUCGCGACCCGCCUUGGGUAAAUGGCUGUAACCUCCAUUUUCUGGUCCCUACUUGAACGUUGAACCUUGCAACGACGACCAAAUGUCGCUUCAUAACUCGGCUAGCCUGCAAACGAUGUCGUCCGAGUCAUCGAGCAAGUCCUCCAUUAUCAGCAGGUCUGUGAGGAUGGUCAAGAAACGGCUGUCGACAAUGAGCUUGAGGUCUUCAGGACGUUCAGGGAGGGAUUCAGGGAGUCCGUCUAAGACUAGGUCCCAUCAAGUAGACAGCUUCACUUCCUCCAGCUCGAAUAGUCUCAGUCCUCUCGAAGCCAUGUUACCCGUACUUGCAUCCCCGUAUCCACUCUGGAUCCCUUGUUAACUGUCCUUUGAACUUGUACUCCGUUGAGUGGUGUGUACAUCUUUCCCAACGUCCAUCCGUUGGACAUUAUUUUCCC